AUGCAUCUCAAGUCCUACGUGACAGCCGCCCUGUACGGGCUACCUGCUCUGGCGAGCGCGGUCCCAUCGCCGUCUUCCUCGCAGGCUGCGACUCCUAUGCCGUCUGCUGCUAGCUCGGGGGCGGAUCACGUUAAGAGCUAUACAAUCAAGGCAGAGAAUAUCACUGCUAAGCUGAUUCCGCAUGGCGCGCGUCUCACCUCCUUGCUAGUCCCAGAUCGUGAUGGCAAUGUCCAAGAUGUCGUUGUUGGCUAUGAUGAUCCCGAGGAGUAUCUCCAUGAUAGUCAGACUAAUCGCACCUUCUUCGGUGCGGUUGUCGGUCGUUAUGCCAACCGUAUCAAGAAUGGCACUUUCACCAUUGAUGAUACCGAUUAUCACGUUCCUACAAAUGAGAACGAUGGCCUAGACACCCUUCACGGUGGCUUCAUCGGGUACGACAGACGCAACUGGACAGUCACUUCACACAGUGAUUCAUCCAUCACUUUCACCUUGUUCGAUCAAGGCCUUGAAGACUUCCCCGGCGAUGUCAUCACCCAUGCCACUUUCAGCGUAUCCACUGAGAAGAGCCCCGCCAACCCCAAGGGCCUCCCUCAACUGACCACCAAGCUGGUCGCUCUCUCCCUGACCAAGAAGACCCCCAUCAUGCUAUCCAACCACAUCUACUGGAACCUGAACGCAUUCAAGGAGUCCACCGUGCUGAAUGACACCACCUUGCAGCUACCUCUGUCACAUCGAUUCAUCGGCGGUGACAGCAUCCUCAUCCCGAACGGCACUGUCCACGAUGUCGAAACCGCCUACCAAGGAUCUCUGGACUUCACAAGCCCCAAGCUCAUUGGCCAAGACAUCGACAAGACCACCGGCCUCUGCGGCGGCGGUGACUGCGUCGGCUAUGACACCUGCUUCCUCGUCGACCGACCCUCCACAUACGCCCCUGACUCAAUGGCCACAGCUCUGCACGCCGCAUCCAGCACCACCGGUAUCAGCCUCGACGUCGCGACCAACCAGGCCGCGUUGCAGAUCUACACCUGCAGCGGCCAGGACGGCACCAUCCCGACCAAGCAGUCGCAGGCGAAGCGUAACAAGGCAAAUGGCGGUGAUUCCGGUCCAACGCAUGUUAACAAGUACGGUUGCCUGGUUAUCGAGCCCGAGGAUUGGAUCGAUGGUAUCAAUAACCCCGAGUGGGGUCGUGUUCCUUACCAGGUCUUUGGUCCUGAUGAUGGGCCCUCGAUUAACUGGGCUACCUACCAGUUCGGCACUAUUUAA
Molecule: messenger RNA, 1260 nt
Organism: Penicillium paradoxum
Lineage: Eukaryota; Fungi; Ascomycota; Eurotiomycetes; Eurotiales; Aspergillaceae
Product: aldose epimerase family protein
Exons: 1
Coding region: 1-1260 (419 amino acids)
Biological process (GO): beta-D-galactose catabolic process via UDP-galactose, Leloir pathway; glucose metabolic process
Molecular function (GO): carbohydrate binding; aldose 1-epimerase activity
Source: RefSeq, a predicted model, not a curated record